This is a messenger RNA of Mizuhopecten yessoensis (Yesso scallop), 3647 nucleotides long. RefSeq lists its product as uncharacterized. The transcript is spliced from 3 exons. The coding region runs from base 141 to 1445 and encodes 434 amino acids. The record is from RefSeq and is a predicted model, not a curated record. Lineage: Eukaryota; Metazoa; Mollusca; Bivalvia; Pectinida; Pectinidae.
CAAACAUGUACAUGUAUGUGUGUACAAGAUGGCGAGCAGUGUGGGUAUUCAUUUACUACGACCUGUACAGUUGCAGGGUAUAUGAGACAAUGUAAUGACUUGAAUACAUAAAAAGGUGUAUUGUGAUCACAUCAUACGAAAUGGAAGCGGCUGACAAGAAGAGGUACUGGAAUGACCAGAUAAAGGCCAUGCUUGGGCCUUGUAUGAUCACCUUCGCGAUUCCUCUUACUAUCCCGGGCUUAACGAUAACGUUAGUAGCGUUUAGCGAGGAUACGACAUUCGAAACAUACGGCGUUAUACAUAUCGUUGGAAUCCUCUUCCUAGCAACAGCUGUGAUACUAUUAAUUCUUGGAUGCAUGUUACGAAUGCUUUGGAAACCUACCAUAGGACCAGAUAUUGAAAUGCAUUUAACACCACUUCAGUCUGUUACGAGUUUACGCAAUCAUAGAAAGGAAUCUCAGCAAAUGAAAAUAAACAAUAUUUAUUCUGGUGCAAGAGUUGGACCUGAGGAGCGGGUCACCAGGAAUACGUCUAGACAUCAGGAAAGUCAUCCGAAAAAAGGACAAACUGCAUUAUCUGGACAGGUAGCAGGUCAUUCUUCAAAACAAUUCGAAGGAACUUGUAAUGGAACACAUCAGAAGGAGAAUACGCAAAGUAGGUCUGGUGAUACCGACCAUAGACGAAACUCUAGAGAUACCAUUCGAAAAGAUAGAAGGUUAUCAAGAUCUUCCAUUGUGCAAGAUGAUUCGUCAAUAGAGGAAACAGAAAGUGAGUCUGAGUCGGUCAUAAUUAAGAAAAAACGUAACAGGAAGAGUUCAGCUGAUUCCCUAGGUAGAGGAGAGAGUCGACACACAAAUGAUAGUAAUGUUGACGAAAGAUUUCCCCUAGAUAGAUCAAGAUCACAUAAGCGUUCAAAACAACCCAGUGAUGAACCAUGUCUAGAUGAAAUUCAACAGUGGCGUCAGAAGAAGAAAUCCAAACAAAAGUCUAAGGUAGUAGACACUGGAAUAGUCAAUGCUGCCAGUGAUUGUGAGGAUACCACCAUGUCAAGGCCUCUCCCAAAACUCCAACUGAACGAGCGGCCAUUGUCUUCUUCGAAUCUCGAGAACGGCAGUUCAACAGGCGAGGAAACCAACUCUGGGCAAUCCACUCGGUCGCCCCAUCAAAGUUUACUUCAACAUGACGAUUCGUUGGAAAAGAAGAAACGACGAAAAAAGAAAAGGGCAUCUAAACCUGUAAGGAGACAUGGCUCCACUGACCAUUCUAAUGAUGCCAAGCCGACGCGUGUGUUACCGCCUGUGCUUAGAGGGCGCCAUCAAUCUCAGAGUGACGGAGAACAUCACUUAAAUGACGUACAGCGGUCAGGUUCUACCGAUUCCAUUAACAGCAUAGGAUCAGCUGAUUCUGUUCUUGCUCAGUACACCUCUAGGAGCCAGGAUGAGUAGAAAUAGUUAUUAAUCUGCUCAUUUUACAUAUUUGCAAUGCUAAUGUUUUAAAUUUUGCAUUACAUAUUUGUGCCGCAAUUUUCAUCUUCAAUAAAUGAUUGCAAAACCACGGAGCAUACGGAUACGGAAAUGGCUCUGUGUUUUAGCAUAAUUAUAGUGAAAGUUUAUUCAUCUAAAACAAUUUCUUGAGAUAGCGAUAUGAUUUUACUCAAGUUUUUCUGUAUGGUGUUCUUAGAUAACGUUAAUACAUCGAACAUCUUUGGCUGUCAUCCUCCUAGUAAAUGCAAUGUCUAUAGAUUUGUGUAUAGUAAGGGUUGUCUCCUCUUGACUGUUAUUCGAAUAAAAGGCAAUCACAAACUGUACUCCAUAUGUUUAAUAACAGGUAAAAUAUUUUUUACAAAAAAUGUAUAGGUGAAUCAUUUUGUUAUUUCAGAUAUUCUUACAUAAUUAUAAUACUCACUUAAUGAAUACUAAAAAGUGAAAAAAAGUGAACAAAAGCAAGGCGCUUUUGUGAACUCAUCCACGUUUAAAUAGGGGUAUUUUGUGGCGGAAUAUUUUCAAUUAUUUUCAAUACCAAACUCUGUUUAUGUUUAAACAAAUGCAAAAACACAAAUGAAGUUAACAUAGGAUACUUAUCAGAAAGUAGUGAAUUUCACCUAAUCUUACAAGUAAAGGUAUUUCGGUAGAUCUUUUUUUACACUUCCAAUGUAUCAUGAUUUAUACACAAAAAUGGCAUAUUUUUGUUUGUUUUGUACUGUUACUCAGAUAUUUUUUUAUGAAUAAAUCCGUCCACUUUAUAUAAAUGCAUAUAUAGCAAAUACAAUAUUUUUUCUUAGCAAACUGAUUUGAUUUAAGUUGUUUAACGUUAAUAGAGAACUAAAUAUCACCGUUUCACCUUAUUGCUUUUACGUGUCAAUUCUUUUUGUUUUCUAUGAUAUAUUGCAGCAGAUAUUGUUGUUUUUUUUUUAUAUAUAUUUCCGAUUGUUUUCGCUGGUAAUUAACCACAUUGUCUCGUUUUAAAUGCCUCAUUAGUAUUUAUAGAGUUGUCAAAAUGUACCGUUUAGAAGAAGAAGAACAGUUGUACUGGUUUCUGAUUGAUCAGUUUAUAAUUCUAAACAAAAAUAACGUAAUUUUAAAAACAAUUACCUUAUUUUUCAGUACAUUUGUUUGUGAUCUACUGUCUCCACAAAGUUAAUUUUAAGUGACUUUUUCCAAGUAUGUGGUAAAUGGAGGAAGUAUCUCUUGAAGGGUUAUUCAUUGGCGUAAAAAUUAUCUGAUGGUUGAAUUUUAAUAUAUAUAGGCAAAAGGAUUUUUUUCCUCUUAUAAAUGUCAUUUGUUAAUUAAAAAGAAAACGUUAAUACAUUUUGAAAAAGUAUGGAUUGCUGCAGAAUCAAUAAUGAUUAUGAUUUCAUUCGUGAUUUGUGAUUUGUGAUUUUUACGGCAAGCAAUCGUAUGUAUUGUGACGUCACAAUACCGACAACUAAUUGAGACAUGGAUUGGGAUUCGAAGAUAGAAUUUCUUGUCUUUCUAUUUUUCGAUCUCUGCUUUCCUUUUCAUGUUUGUGUGUCACAUAUGUGUCACUGUAGUUGUCGCCUUUGUUCUUCUGUCUCUCUAGCCAUCCUCCCCUACAUCCUUGGCGGGUAACCUUAAAUUCUAUAUUUUAUUUCCUGUUAAACGAUGAUGCAAUCAUCUCUUGACUGUGAUACAUGUAUAAUGGUUUUUAAAUGUUGUACAUUUCCAUUUUAUAAUCAAGGUAUUAUUGUGUUGAAUUAAAUCAGUAUUUUAAUGCAUGUAACGUGUUAGGAAGAACGCUUAGAAUAUUAAUUUCUCGCAGAUCAUUCAUGUUGAAGAAUACUUUUCGUCCAAGAAUCUGCCAUAAUCUACAGGUAAAUGAGUAUAAUAGAUUUUCUUUUGUACAGUGAAUCUGCCAUUAUUUAGCAUAUGCAAAUAUAUGAUUAACUUACUUCUACGUUUCAGCUAGCUUGUUUUACAUAUCUGAUGUUCUAUUAUUUAUGUUUGUUUCGAAAUACAUUUAUUUAUGUUAUGUUUUAUAUACUCUACUACUGAAUAUUAACAUGGCACAAUUACAUGAGUUGUCAUUGUUUCAUUAUUGAAUUGCUGUCGUUCUUGGAAAUUUGACUUGUUAUGUACAAUAUGGGACUUCACUUAUGAGAAUAUCUGCAAAUGUAAAUACAUGCAUUA